UAUAUAAAUUGGCCAGAAUUAGAGUUCAAAUGAGAACUGCAACUCAUAUAAAUUUCUAAAUUUCUAAAUUAUUUUGUAUUCGCGAUUUUUGUUUUUCCUAAAAUAUUAAUAGUACACCCAAUAAAAACUCAAUUAAGGUUAGAUUGUAUCAUUUUUUUUUAUUUACUCCUUGAUUUUUCCGGGAACCAAAUAGUUAUUUUAUUUGUAAAUGGUGUAGAUUACAAGUCACGCGAUAAUGAACUUCAUGAAUAUGAAUUAUUAGUAAUCAAUCUCACGUUGUCACUGCAUUUUUGAAAGUAUAAAAUGUCAAAGUUUUUAUUUUCUUCUUCGAAUUAAAAGAAUAACCCCAAAAAUAAACAAAAAAUGGAACCUUGUGUAACAAAAAUAGCACUUGUCACUGGUGCAAACAAAGGAAUUGGUUAUGCAAUUGUACGCAAUCUUGCUUUAAGAUAUGCUCAACGUUCCUCAGAUAAUCCUCCACUAACUAUCUUCUUGACAGCUCGUGAUCCAAAUCGUGGUCAAGAAUCUUUGAGGAAAAUCAAACAAGAAUUAAAAUCUAAACAAAUUUUAAAAGAUGAAAAUGGAAAUGUGGACAUUAAGUUUUUGAGAAUGGAUUUGAUUGAUGAACAAAGCAUCAAGGACGUUAAACAAAUUCUUGCAAAUGAAAAUGGACUUGACAUAUUAAUUAAUAAUGCUGCAAUAGCAUCCGGAAUUGGAGAAUUUGAUAUUAAUGUUGUUCGUUCAACUUUGGCAACAAAUUUUUAUGGUACACUCAAUUUAUGCAAUCAACUUUAUCCUCUGAUUCGUCCAAAUGGAAGAUUAAUUAAUAUAUCAAGUUCAGUUGGGAUGUUAAAGACAUUGAGUUCUCCGGAACUUCAAAAAGAAUUUAGCCGAGAAGAUCUUGAUAUUGACGAAUUGAUAGGAUUGAUGAAGAAAUUCGAAAAUGAUGUCGAAAACAAUCAGUGGAUAAAAGAAGGAUGGCCUUCCAAGGCUUACAGUGUAUCUAAGGUUGGGCUUAAUGCCAUGACAAAAAUUUUUGCACGUCGUGCAGACAGUGAAGGCAAAAAUAUUUUGGUUCAUGCAUGCUGUCCAGGUUGGGUCGCAACUGAUAUGGGUGGUCCUAAUGCACCAAGAAAUAUUGAUCAAGGUGCCGAGACUCCUAUUUAUCUUGCACUUGAUGAAAAUGUUGUUCCUGAAACUAAAAAUGGUGAAUUUUGGCGGAACAAGCAAGUUGUUCCUUGGUAAAAAGUGUAUAUUUAAUAUACAGUAUAUAUAUUAUAAUAAUGUUAUUAAAAAAAAAAAAAAAA
Rhizophagus irregularis DAOM 181602=DAOM 197198 is the source of this 1307-nucleotide messenger RNA. RefSeq lists its product as uncharacterized. NCBI's taxonomy places the organism in Eukaryota, Fungi, Glomeromycota, Glomeromycetes, Glomerales, Glomeraceae. Gene Ontology annotation, molecular function: oxidoreductase activity. The record is from RefSeq and is a predicted model, not a curated record.